AUGGGAACACCAUUAGCAGCAAUCUUUGCUGAAGUUUUUAUGGCACAUUUUGAAGAGACUUAUUUGCCAAUAUUAUUAAAUCGUGAAAAUUCCAAAUUACUUGCAUGGCGUCGUUAUGUAGAUGACACAUUCGUAAUUGCCAAAAUGGAUGCCGAUAAAGAAAAAAUUCAACAAACAUUAAAUUCUUUUCAUCCAUGUAUUCAAUUUACUGUGCAACCUGAAACUAAUGCUACCAUCGCAUUUCUUGAUGUUUUAGUCAAACGACAUGAAAAUGGCUUUGAUACAACAGUUUAUAGGAAGGAAACAUCGACAAAACUAAUGUUAAAAUGGCACAGUUUAGUUCCUAGAGCAUAUAAAACAGCAUCCAUUUCACCAUUAGUAACAAGAGCAAUUAGGAUAUGUUCAACUUUUCAAUUAUUACACAAUGAAUUUGAAUAUAUACGAAUGAUGGCUGCUUACAAUGAUUACCCAGCGAGUUUUGUCGACCAAAUAAUACAAAAACAAUUAAAUAAAUAUUUUCAAUCAGAAAAAAAAGAAAAUCAAAUUAAACAAAUACCAGCUGAAAAGAAAAAAUACACAUAUAUUGAAAUCCCUUACGUCGGCCGUGCAGAGUUAUGAAUUCGCAAAAAGACUUAAGUCAACUAUAACAACUAAUGAUCCAACAUCUGAUCUUCGAGUUAUAUACAAAACAACAAAUCCGACGAAAAGAUUUUUCCCCACUAAAGACCAACUUACCGUUAAUCAAAAAUCAGGCGCUGUCUACGAAAUACACUGCAACGACUGCAGCAAAACCUAUAUAGGAAAAACAAUAUGACAGACCGCAAGACGAUUGAAUGAACAUGAAAAAGAUGCACAAAAAGCCGCAUUGUCCAUACAACAGUUAUUUUCACAUAGCAAAGCAUCUGCCCAAAACAACAAAAAUCAAAAAAGCAUUCUCAAUGGACGAAUAAAAAAGAAUACAAAUACAGAAAAUCUACGCCGAAGCAAACGUAUAGCUGACACGCAACAAAAGCACCUAUCUCAACAACAAAAAACAACAAUUGAAAGCAUUCAAUACACACCUAAUUCAGCACUCGGCAAACAUGUGAAAAAACCGCACAUUCAAUCAACUUUCGAAAUGUUCAAAUUCUAAGACAAGAUCAGAGACCUUAUCGACUAUUAAUCCAAGAAUCCAUUCAGAUAAGAAAAAAAACACCAGCACUAAAUGCCACUGAUACCUCCGUACCAUUAUAUGUCUUUUCGGAGGGAACUAACAACUACUCAAAUCAAUCAACACGAAACACAAAAUUCCCCAAACAAUUCGAUCAUAUACUAAAGGUAAGACCUCAACCUAUAGAUCCAACACAUUCGACUCCUAUUCUUUCUUUCAGAUUCAUGACAACCGAAUUUAACAUAUCCUCCAUCGACAACAACCUAAAUUAAAACCCACAUCAUCAUCAUCUACAGAUUAUAAACCAUCGAUUAUUUAACUAACAUCAUCAUCCACGAAUCAAUUACACAAACAUAGCAAUAAUAAUAUUCCAUUAAAAUAUCCAUACCAGAAAAGAAAUGAAUGACAUCAACAAAUGACAUUUAAAUAUAAUAUAACCUUCAAUAAACUAUUCAUUAUUGAAGAAAAAUCCCAUUUAAAUUACAUUUAUUAGUUAUUUAUUAUUUUUAUUUAAACAAAAUGGG
This is a messenger RNA of Rotaria sp. Silwood2, 1674 nucleotides long. NCBI's taxonomy places the organism in Eukaryota, Metazoa, Rotifera, Eurotatoria, Philodinida, Philodinidae. The record is from the annotation of a GenBank genome assembly.